AUGGCAAGAUUCGACGCUUUGUCCCAGGACACUGGGGAUGCCUGGGAUUUUGCAGACGACUACCACGACCAAAUCAUGUUGGUCUGGGUUUCCGGUUUCUGCACUGCCCGUCUACGACCAAAUCAUGUUGGUCUGGGUUUCCGGGUUCUGCACUGCCCGUCUACGACCAAAUCAUGUUGGUCUGGC
Messenger RNA from Neurospora hispaniola, 186 nucleotides. RefSeq lists its product as uncharacterized. The record is from RefSeq and is a predicted model, not a curated record. The annotation marks the transcript as partial. Lineage: Eukaryota; Fungi; Ascomycota; Sordariomycetes; Sordariales; Sordariaceae. The transcript has a single exon.